Molecule: messenger RNA, 774 nt
Organism: Penicillium paradoxum
Lineage: Eukaryota; Fungi; Ascomycota; Eurotiomycetes; Eurotiales; Aspergillaceae
Gene: adk1
Product: adenylate kinase ADK1
Exons: 4
Coding region: 1-774 (257 amino acids)
Biological process (GO): ADP biosynthetic process
Cellular component (GO): cytoplasm; mitochondrion
Molecular function (GO): AMP kinase activity; ATP binding
Source: RefSeq, a predicted model, not a curated record
AUGGCUCCCAUCACUGAAGAGGCCGUUUCGGGCCUGAAGAACACCAUCAACCAGCUUGAGGCUAAGGUGUCCGAGCUUGAGAGCCGUCUCGCCAAUGGCGGCAAGCCCAAGUCCGCCGCCGAGCAGAUGCGCAUCAUCUUGAUGGGUCCUCCUGGCGCAGGCAAGGGUACUCAAGCCCCGAACCUCAAGGAAAAGUACUGCGCGUGCCACCUGGCCACCGGAGACAUGCUGCGUUCCCAGGUCGCCAAAAAGACCGAGCUUGGAAAGGAGGCCAAGAAGAUCAUGGACCAGGGUGGUCUCGUUAGCGACGAGAUCAUGGUCAACAUGAUCAAGAGCGAGCUGGACAACAACACAGAGUGCAAGAACGGUUUCAUUUUGGAUGGUUUCCCCCGGACAGUCGCGCAGGCCGAGCGUCUCGAUGACAUGCUUAUUGCCCGUGACCAGAAGCUUCAGCACGCCAUUGAGCUGCAGAUUGAUGAUUCCCUGUUGGUGGCUCGUAUCACCGGUCGCUUGGUCCACCCUGCCUCUGGCCGCUCGUACCACAAAAUCUUCAACCCACCCAAGGAGGAGAUGAAGGACGACAUCUCCGGAGAGCCGCUGAUCCAGCGCUCCGAUGACAAUGCCAAUACCCUUACCAAGCGUCUGGCUACUUACCACGCCCAGACUACCCCCGUUGUCGAAUACUACAAGAAGACCGGCAUCUGGCGCGGCAUUGAUGCCAGCCAGGAGCCUGGUCAGGUGUGGAAGAGCAUCCUUGGUGUCUUCCGCCAGUAA